Messenger RNA from Caenorhabditis elegans, 1539 nucleotides. RefSeq names its product F-box domain-containing protein (gene fbxa-170). The record is from RefSeq and is marked reviewed. The transcript is spliced from 4 exons. NCBI's taxonomy places the organism in Eukaryota, Metazoa, Nematoda, Chromadorea, Rhabditida, Rhabditidae. Bases 15 to 1247 code for a protein of 410 amino acids.
AGACAAUUCCUCAAAUGUCGGCUUCUUUGCGCAAAAACGACCAAAUCAUUCGAGCAUGCAUUCUCUACGAAGCACUCGAUAAGACUCGACUUUCAAAGGCCUAUGAGAACUUCUGUAGGAAGGUUGGAAAGGACGCUAUUCCACAAGAGGAGUUCGACUACUGGUACUAUCAUUUCUCCAACGUGAAUGAUAAUUUGGACCAUGAUAAAAGUCUCGAUUCAAAAUCGACUAUGUAUGCUCUCCCACUCAAUAUGAUUCAUUUCAUCGUCGACAGGGUUGAUUUCAUUGACACAUUGGCUCUCGCAAAAGUAUGCACAGGGUUCCGCGAUGUCGUGAGAAUCCCGGAAGUUGAUCUCGAGGAUUUUAACAUCAUUCACAAUUAUUCGGUUAAUGGUUCGGAUGAAAAUAAUUUUUCAAGGAUCGAGUACGACGGAUACAAAAUCACUUACCAACCGGUAAAUGGAGGAUGCAAAGUUUCCUGUGUCGAUCAGUAUGACGACACAGAGCCGAAGUUGGAACCAUCGAAUAAAUUCAUUCAAGGAGGCGAUGCCGUUCAGUUGUGCCACAAUGACUUGAAAUUGGUGUUGGAAAACCGAAGAGUGAUACUGCAGAGUCUCAUUAUCGAUUUCAGUAUCGAGGAAAAAGAUUUGUACACGAAAUGCUUCACGGAUAUCACUAAGAUGCUCAAGUCAACGAGAAGCAUUGAGGUAGAAGACUUCGAUGCACUUCAAGUAUCGAUCAGCGAUUAUGCCUCACUAUUGGAGAUCUUCCCUGCUGGAAAAUUGGAAUCACUCAAUAUCGAUCCCUACACUUUCGAUCGCGCGGAACUUGAAACCCUCGAGCAUUGUGAGCAUCUUUCAAGCAUGGACCAAUGGAAGAUGGCUGAGAGGUUUUUUGGUAGAGGCUUCAGUUUGGAUGUCCCAAUUGGAAGCUUCUUCCAUUUUAAAUUAUUCGACGUCGUGCUACGGGAGUUCACCGAAGAAGACGCUGUGAAACUUCGAGACAUGAUUGAUGAAUCUUCCGAUUUCAUAAGCGCUGAUAUCACUAGCAGAGUCAUGGACCUACCAAGUGUUGCGAAUGUUUUUGGACUUAUCUUUGUCGCUAAUGAAGAGGAAGACGAGCAAGCAUUUGAUUAUUUCACUCCAGCCAAUGCGAAGUUCACGGUUACUUUUGGAAAAAAUGAUGAGCCUGAUGAAGACGAUCCAGUUGACAAGUUCUCGAUCAAAAAACGUUCCAAUUCCGAUUAAAAUUGAAUACUAUCUUUACAUGUAAAUAUUUGUAUAUAAUUGUUUCAUUUGUGAAUGUAAUAUAUUACAAUGGCGAUUAAAAUCAAAUUUUAUCGUUAUAUGUGAAUAUUUGUAUAGAAUCAUUUUGUUUGUAGAUAAUGUAUUUAAUGUCAACCUAUAUUGAGUAUAUUGUUAUUUAGAGCCCCUUCCUUCCACUAACUCUAACUGAAAAAUCUCACAUUCCCCCGUUUAGAAGUUUUGCUCAUUCUAAUUUUCAUUUUCCAGUGUUAUAUGAUAAAUGGUUGUGCAUUGC